AUGGGGGUCGCCAAGGCCUGCAGCCAAUGCCGUGCGCGUAAAGGCAAACGCAUCGCUCCAGUCGACGACGGGCCUCAUGCCUGCGCUCCAUGUACCAGGCGCGGUAUUUUGUUCUCAUUCGUCGCCAGAGGCACUGCGUCGCGCCCGCGACUCCUUGCCGCCGCCGAUAGCACCUCUCAGUCGUCGUCGCCCUCGGUAACAUCUAACUCCGGCGCCAGUACCGUUGCCCCUGGCUUGAACCUGAGCCUGGCGUCUCAGCUUGAGCUGGUUCAACUCUACCUUCAACUGAUCCACGACAAGCCGCAUACUCUUUUUCACCCAACGUCGUUGCUACAACAGGUGCGCGAUGGUGCGGUUCCGGCCACCAGGUUUGUCGAAGCGGUCAAGGCCGCCCUCAAUGCCGUCAUGGAAGCCAUGUCCCUCGCCAAUGUCCAUGCCGCUAUCCUGCUGAGAAACCUCUGCGGAGCCCACGGACGUCCCGAUGCCGAGAUGCCAUAUUUUGGAAUCGCUCUUCGAAUCGCCCAGAUCAUCCGGCUGCCCGCUUCCGCUGCCUCUGACGGCCCCAUUGAGUGUCUUCUCAAGGGCACCCACCUGCCUCCGACCCUAUUUCAUACUCCAGACCUGGCCUUUGAGGCCGAAUGGUUCAGCUAG
Gaeumannomyces tritici R3-111a-1 is the source of this 651-nucleotide messenger RNA. RefSeq lists its product as hypothetical. The transcript is spliced from 3 exons. Lineage: Eukaryota; Fungi; Ascomycota; Sordariomycetes; Magnaporthales; Magnaporthaceae. The coding region runs from base 1 to 651 and encodes 216 amino acids. The record is from RefSeq and is a predicted model, not a curated record.